This is a messenger RNA of Lates calcarifer (barramundi perch), 2246 nucleotides long. It is a transcript of the gene ak7b, whose product is annotated as adenylate kinase 7b. NCBI's taxonomy places the organism in Eukaryota, Metazoa, Chordata, Actinopteri, Centropomidae. Gene Ontology annotation, biological process: nucleobase-containing compound metabolic process. Gene Ontology annotation, cellular component: cytoplasm. The record is from RefSeq and is a predicted model, not a curated record. Gene Ontology annotation, molecular function: ATP binding; AMP kinase activity. The coding region runs from base 62 to 2170 and encodes 702 amino acids. The transcript is spliced from 18 exons.
GAGAGUGCGUCUCCAAGGCAACGGGACACUAACGACACUUGCUAACAGUUAACAAGCUAAUAUGUCGGAGUCGGGGAUAGAGAAAGGAAAGCGGUCACUCAGACGAGUAUUUAUCAACAACACAGACUCAUACUCAUCCAAAUAUAUUGCCAAGUUUUUGUCCGAAUGUGUUGUCGGAGCACCUGUUGAUCCUGAUGGAGAGACAGAGACCGAGGAGGAGGAGAGAAUGAAUUCCAACUUUCCAGCUUUUCAGGUUGUUGGAAGCAUUUCUGAUCAAUCUGACGAGAACGGACCAUAUGUGCUUGAGGAGUAUUUACACCUGGACAGAGACGAGCUACUUCCAAAACUGAUGAACUGUGAUGUUGUCAUCUACAACAUUAGCCAGCAUGCUGAUCAGGUGGAGGAAGCGUUCUGGGCUGUUUCAGCUCUUCACAGUAAAAUGGAUACUUUCCGGGGACCGAAGCUGUUCAUCCUCAUCUCCACAGUGAUGACCUGGGCAUGCAGCAAGCCAGUAGAUCCUGAUGAUCUGGAGCUUCCUUUCACUGAUGAAAUUUUCUGGAGAAGAAGAGCGCAUCCCAGCUUCAAACAACACAUUGACCUGGAGAAGAGGGUGGUCAAAAUGGGCAAAACUAACAGAACAUUAUUCUCGACAUAUGUGGUGGCGUCAGGACUUCAGUACGGGAUGGGAGAGCAGGUCUUCCACUUCUUUUUCAAGACAUCGUGGCUGGGACAAGAGCGUGAAAUACCUGUCUUUGGAGAUGGCAAAAAUAUUGUUCCGACGAUUCACAUCAGUGACCUGGCAAGUGUGAUUCAGAGCGUGAUUGAACAUCGGCCCAAGCCAUAUUACCUGCUAGCUGUGGACUAUUCCAGCAAUACCAUGGAGGACAUUGUGAAGACAAUUGCCUCUGCACUUGGACCAGGGAAGAUCAAGAAAAAGCUAUUUGAAGAGGCCUUCCUCACACGGGACUUAAGUAUCAUGGAAAUUGAAUCCAUGAUGGUCAACCUUCGCAUGGAGGGUGUCUACCUCAAGGAGCUGUUGUCUAUCAACUGGUUGUGUGAGUCUGGUUUGGUGGAUAACAUAGAGCUGGUGGUGGAGGAGUACCGGCAGACCAGAGGACUGCUGCCCAUCCGUCUGUGUGUCCUGGGUCCUCCUGCAGUGGGGAAAAGCACAGUGACAAAACAGAUCUGUGAACACUACAAACUCCAUCACAUUACACUGAAGGAGACCAUCUCUGAAACUAUCACACAGCUAGAAGAUACUGUGAUGAAUGCUGAUCCAGAGGCAGAUAAUGAGGACUCAGCAGCAGAGGCCCAGGAGCAGCUCAACAGCCUGAAGGACAGCAUGGAGCAGAAUGGAGGUCUUUUGGAUGACCAGCUGUUGGUGAAGGUGAUAAAGGAUAAGCUGAUGUCUAACCCAUGCAGAAACCAGGGUUUUGUUUUAGAUGGCUUUCCCAAGACAUAUGAUCAAGCUAAAGAGCUCUUCAGUGGUGAAGAACAUGAAUCAGAGGAUGGACCCUCCCAGAUUUCUUCAUAUAGCAAGAAGAUUACACCAGAGUUUGUGAUGUGCCUGGAUGCGUCAGAUGCCUUCCUAAAGGAUCGGGUGAUGAACCUGCCAGAGAGGCUGGUGCAGGAGCACAGCUAUGAGCAGGAGCACUUCCUGCAACGCCUGGCUAGAUACAGAGAAAAAAACACAGAAGAUGAAACUGUUAUCAACUACUUUGAUGAGCUGGACAUCACCCCUCUGUAUCUUGAGAUCACCAGCAGUGAUGAACCGGACUGCCUUCUGCUGAUGCAAAAGAUCUGCGACACAGUGGGCAAGCCCAGGAACUAUGGCCCCAGCAGCCAGGAGGUGGAGGAGGAGGCCAGAAGGAAGACUGAGGAGAAAAUGAGGAAAGAGGCCCAGGAAAGGGCACAAGAGGAGCAGAAGGAGGAGGAGGAGGCCAGACAAAGAGCUGCACGCUGGGAGGAGUGGACUAAAGGUUUGGAGGAGGUGAGGCGGCAGGAGGAGGAGCUGCUGGAGGCCCAGUCAGUCCCCAUGAGAAACUAUCUGAUGGAGCAAGUCAUGCCCACGGUAACCCAAGGUCUAAUUGAAUGCUGCAUGGCACACCCACAGGACCCCGUGGAUUUUCUGGCAGAGUACUUGUUCAAGAACAACCCCUUUGACUACUAAAGGUAGAGGUCAUCUCCUGUGGUUGCACACACAUACGAAUACAGAACGAAUAAUUGAAAUAAAAUCUUUUUUUAAC